Entelurus aequoreus (snake pipefish) is the source of this 4324-nucleotide messenger RNA. Its product is annotated as SRSF protein kinase 2-like. The record is from RefSeq and is a predicted model, not a curated record. The transcript is spliced from 18 exons. Gene Ontology annotation, molecular function: ATP binding; protein kinase activity. Bases 452 to 2218 code for a protein of 588 amino acids. Gene Ontology annotation, biological process: regulation of mRNA processing; protein phosphorylation; spliceosomal complex assembly. Lineage: Eukaryota; Metazoa; Chordata; Actinopteri; Syngnathiformes; Syngnathidae.
AAAAAAUCGACAUAAAUUGCGAAAAUCUGACUUUUAACAAAGUAUGGUUAUUGUUUCCUGUCGGACCUCUGAAGCGGCGGACACUGUGGUAGACAAGCGGCAACAACGGUGGAAAAUUCACACGUGCGUUUUCAGCGAGCACAGGCUAAUAUGUGCAGGGUGGAGCAGUUGUAGUAACAGCUAUGCGAGAAGACAGCAUGCACUUAAAAUGGUCUGCUAUUCCUGGCCUGAGUGUUGUUCGUUCCACAGUAGAAGAAGGGCAGAACACACGCGGCUAUGAGACUGUGCAUGGUUUGACUUCCCUAGUGGUAGAUUUUCUAACGGAAUACAUCAAAUAUAAGGGUCACCGUAAGCUGGAGCCUAUCCCAGCUAACUUCAGACCAAAGACAGACUACACCCUGUACUGGUCCACAGUCAUUUAUAGGCAGAGUCUUGACUCACCAGGCUCCCCAUGAAAAUGUCAUCCUCAUAUGCAGCCGCUAUAUCUGCCCUCGUUAAAGCCAGCUCUCCUAAACAACAAGUCAAACCUGACCCUCACUCCGAUCCAGACCCUCACUCUGAUCCAGACCCGCCUGGUCGCCCCAUAUCUGUCCCCUCACCCAGCCCAGUUGGGCAACGCUGCCCUCCAGCAGAAGCACAUCCUGCUGCCUCUGAGGCUAUGGGAUCGUACGAGGAGCAGGAGAACCCGGCAGAAUACAGGAUAGGCGGUUAUUAUCCUGUAGAAAUUGGAGAGAUAUUUGAGGAUCGAUACCAAGUUGUGAAAAAGUUGGGAUGGGGUCACUUUUCGACUGUGUGGCUCUGCUGGGAUAUGGUAAAAGGAGGUUUCGUGGCUCUGAAGGUGGUGAAGAGUGCCGAGACGUAUCGAGAGACAGCGCUGGAUGAGAUCAAACUUCUGAAAUGUGUGAGGGACAGUGAUCCCAGAGAUCCUAAACGUGACAGCAUUGUGCAUCUCAUCGAUGACUUCAGGAUCUCUAGAGGGAACGCGCAGCAUGUGUGCAUGGUUCUGGAGGUACUCGGUCACCAGCUUCUAAAGUGGAUCAUCAAAUCCAACUACACCGGUCUUCCACUUCCUUGUGUCAAGAGUAUCAUCAGACAGGUCCUGCAGGGUUUGGAUUACUUGCACACCAAAUGUAAAAUCAUCCACACCGACAUCAAGCCAGAGAACAUUCUCCUGCAGGUGGACAAAGUGUACGUUCAGAAAAUGGCGGCCGACACCAAACUGUGGCAAAUGCCAGACUCCACUGGGUUGAACGUGAACUCCAGCGCCAAACAAAAAAAGAGAUUGUCCACCUUGAUGGGGAGGCUGACGGGGGUUUUCCAAACAAUUGGGAAUUGGUCCAGUAAGACUUCAAGAUCGCAGCUGAAACGGUUAAUGAGGAAGGAGAAGAAGCCGCAGCAGCGAGGACAAGAGAGCGACCAGAGUCAAAAAGAAACUUCAUGCGCUGCUGUUCUUUCUGAUGUGACGACACCCUUGAGCACACGCAGCGCAACCUGUCAAUCAUCGCUUCUGUGUUCUGACCUCAAAUUAAGGAGGCGGACCUUGCUGCUGUCUGACAGGCCGGACUCGUCUCUGCUCAGUCGCAGAAACCUCACCUUUUCCUUGCCAGACAUCACCAAAGAUGUAUUUCUGCACCCGGCUGCAGACAUAACACCUUCUCCUCCAGGAAGCAGUGACUGUGACGUGCCUUUUGACUUCCUGUUGCCACGCAACGCUGAGAAGCUGCUCGUUAAGAUUGCAGACCUGGGCAAUGCUUGCUGGGUGCACAAACACUUCACUGAGGACAUCCAAACAUGUCAGUACCGCUCCGUGGAGGUGCUGAUCGGCGCUGAUUACGGCACCCCGGCUGACAUCUGGAGCGCUGCCUGCAUGGCUUUUGAGCUGGCAACAGGGGACUAUCUUUUUGACCCUCAGCCAGGGGCCACAUUCUCCCGUGAAGAAGAUCACAUUGCUCACAUUAUUGAACUACUUGGAGCCCUCCCAUCACAGUUUACUCUCUCAGGGAAGAAGUCCAAAAUAUUCUUCAACCAAAAAGGACAACUGAGGCACAUCUCCAAGCUGAAGCCGUGGAGCUUGUUGGAAAUUCUUUUGGAUAAGUACGAGUGGCCCAAGGAUGAAGCAACGCAGUUCAGCUCCUUCCUCCUAACCAUGUUGCAGCUUCAGCCGGAAAAGCGAGCCACAGCAGCGCAAUGUCUGAAACACCCAUGGAUCACAUCUUAAGAACUGUACCUGCCCAACACCACGGGGUGCCAAAUGUGCAUGUCUUUGGAGGUGGGAGGAACCCACACAGUCACGGAAAGAACAUGCAAACUCCACACAGAAAAACCUCCAGCCCGGGAAUCUAACCCAGGACCUUCUUAUUAAGUUAAAGUACCAAUGAUUGUCUCACACACACUAGGUGUGGUGAAAGUUGUCCUCUGCAUAUUGAGAGGCACGAGCACUAACCACUGGUCUACCAUGCUGCCCCAAAUCUAAAUGUUUAACAUAAGUAUUAAAUAUAUGUUAUACCUAAAUUGUAAAUACAAAUAUAAAUGUUAAAUCUAAAUCCUCCUCACUGCACAUCCUCUUCCACAGCACGGCAGUCAUUGUCACUAACAUUUAUAUUUAUAUUCAACAUUUACAUUUAGAUUAUACAUUUAUAUUUAGAUUCAACAUUUAUAUUUAACACUAGAUUUAAUAUUUACAUUUAAAAUUUAGAUGAAAUAUGUAAUUUCAGAUUUAAAAUAUAGAUGUAAUGUUUAAUUUUAGAUUGUAUUCAACAUUUAGAUUUAGAUUGUACAUUAUUACAUAGUGGAUCUCAGUUUGUAUAAUAUAUAUGUCUAUACACUACCGUUCAAAAGUUUGGGGUCACCCAAACAAUUUUGUGGAAUAGCCUUCAUUUCUAAGAACAUACACUACCGUUCAAAAGUUUGGGGUCACUCAAACAAUUUUGUGGAAUAGCCUUCAUUUCUAAGAACAAAAAUAGACUUUCGAGUUUCAGAUGAAAGUUCUCUUUUUCUGGCCAUUUUGAGCGUUUAAUUGACCCCACAAAUGUGAUGCUCCAGAAACUCAAUCUGCUCAAAGGAAGGUCAGUUUUGUAGCUUCUGUAACGAGCUAAACUGUCUUCAGAUGUGUGAACAUGAUUGCACAAGGGUUUUCUAAUCAUCAAUUAGCCUUCUGAGCCAAUGAGCAAACACAUUGUACCAUUAGAACACUGGAGUGAUAGUUGCUGGAAAUGGGCCUCUAUACACCUAUGUAGAUAUUGCACCAAAAACCAGACAUUUGCAGCUAGAAUAGUCAUUUACCACAUUAGCAAUGUAUAGAGUGUAUUUCUUUAAAGUUAAGACUAGUUUAAAGUUAUCUUCAUUAAAAAGAACAGUGCUUUUCCUUCAAAAAUAAGGACAUUUCAAUGUGACCCCAAACUUUUCAACGUAAGUGUACAUAUAUGUUUAUACUUAUUAACGUUAGAUUUAAUAUUUAGAUGUAAUUUGUAAUUAUAGAUCUAACAUUCAGAUUUAAAAUAUAUGGUUAAUUUUACAUUCAACAUUUAGAUUUGACUUUUACAUUUAGAUAUAAUAUUAUAUACAUUUAGAUAUAACAUUAUUAGAUUUAGAUUUAACAUUUAGAUUUAGAUUUAACAUGUACAUUUGGAUGUAACAUUUACAUAUAUCUGUAUCAUGAAUCAAUUUAAGUGGACCCCGACUUAAACAAGUUGAAAAACUUAUUCGGGUGUUACCAUUUAGUGGUCAAUUGUACGGAAUAUGUACUUCACUGUGCAACCUACUAAUAAAAGUCUCAAUCAAUCAAUCAAUCAAAACAUUCAGAUUUAACAUGAAAAUUAAACUUAUAUUUAAUAUUUAUAGUUAACGUUAGAUUUAUAUUUAAAUUCAGAUUUACCAUUUAGAUUCACCAUUUAAUUUAUAUCUUAAAUGUGAAGAAAAUUAGCUAAAUAUGAGAAAAGUGAGCUAAAUAUUUAGAAUAUGUCAGCUCCAAGUGUGAUUUAAUUGUUACAUUUGGCACUCAAUACUCGUAGGGCUCGGAGGUGAUCUUUUAUUUAGUCUGGUGCUGCUUUCUUCACUUUAAGUUAAGGUACAAUGACCAAAUGAAAUACCUGUAUGUGUUUUUUUCUUUUUAAAGUGCCUUAUAAUUUGACUGCAAUUUUCUGACCAGCAAUACAAAAAUAAACAUUUGAAAAAAAUAAUAAUCAAUAAUAAUUACAAUAUUUUUGAGAGGACAAUAUAUAUGUGCUAGUGCAGGGGUCGGCAACGUUUACCACUCAAAGAGCCAUUUUGGCAAGUUUCACAAAUUAAAGUAAAUAAUGGGAGCCACAAAAAUUUUUUUAAAAUG